This is a messenger RNA of Gongylonema pulchrum, 897 nucleotides long. NCBI's taxonomy places the organism in Eukaryota, Metazoa, Nematoda, Chromadorea, Rhabditida, Gongylonematidae. The record is from the annotation of a GenBank genome assembly.
AUGAGGAGCGUUGCGCAGCAUGCACUGUGGGCUCUGUGGGACGCCCGCGUUGCAUUCGGUGGAUCAGGCGAGAUUGAUCGUGCACAAGUACUGCUUUGGGAAUCUGUGCCCGGAGACGAAGUUGCCGUGAGCGAGUCAAUUAUGUCGGGCGGUUUGGAAGCUUUCCAGCUGAAGGAGGACGAUGCGAUGAAGCUGUUGGUCUGUCAGGUGCAUAUCGGCGCCACAAACUGCGACUUUCAGAUGGAGCAGUACGUAUGGAAAAGACGAGCCGAUGGAACUCACAUAAUUAAUAUUCGCAUGACCUGGGAGAAGCUGCUGCUUGCUGCACGUGCCAUUGCGGCUAUCGACAAUCCGGCGGAUGUGUGUGUUGUUUCGGCACGCCCGUACGCGCAGCGUGCUCUGCUCAAGUUCGCAGCUCACACUGGCGCCACGCCAAUCUUCGGGCGAUUCACACCGGGUUGUCUGACAAAUCAGAUCCAGAAGCAGUUCAAGGAACCACGUCUGUUGAUCGUUUCUGAUCCACGCGUUGAUCAUCAAGCAGUUACGGAAGCGUCCUAUGUUGGUGUGCCAGUUAUCAGCUUCUGCAACACGGAUUCGCCACUGAAAUUCGUUGACAUCGCUAUACCAUGCAACAACAAGGGUGCGCAGGCAAUAGGCCUGAUGUGGUGGUUGCUUGCACGCGAGGUUCUGCUGAUUAAGGGCAAAAUGACGCGACAGACCGGCUUUGUGCUCGACGACAAGGAAAUAAUGCCCGAUCUGUAUUUCUACCGUGACCCAGAAGAGCAGGAGAAGGAGGAAUUGGCUGAGCCUCGUGAAGUGAAAGAGCCAUGGCCUGGAGUUGCGGUGCCGGAAGUCCCGAGAGUUGAAGAGGUUGUAAGAUCCGUUGGAAUGGUAUAA